Molecule: messenger RNA, 1761 nt
Organism: Acanthopagrus latus (yellowfin seabream)
Lineage: Eukaryota; Metazoa; Chordata; Actinopteri; Spariformes; Sparidae
Gene: nmnat1
Product: nicotinamide nucleotide adenylyltransferase 1
Exons: 4
Coding region: 343-1167 (274 amino acids)
Biological process (GO): NAD+ biosynthetic process
Molecular function (GO): nicotinamide-nucleotide adenylyltransferase activity; nicotinate-nucleotide adenylyltransferase activity
Source: RefSeq, a predicted model, not a curated record
AUUUACGUUACUCUACGCCUCAUUUGCAGCCUAUCGUGACCGUGUUUUGUGUGUUUGAGCAACCUGCACGAUCAUUUCGGUGGCAAACUCGCGUUGCCUGGUUACAGAGAGAGCUAACGUUAGCUACUGUUCAUGAUGCAAUGAUGGCGCUAACGUUGGAUUCAGCUAACUCUUCUUCGAGUUUCGAUUAGUAACUAACACAUAGUCAGUCGCUCUGGUGUAGCGGACAGAGCCUCCCCUCAGUGGCAGUGUUUUUACAUGUUAGCCACAGCAACUAACUUCAGUCUUUGCUUUCCUCUCCAUGUGUGCUGCUGUAGUGCUAACCUCGCCCCAGAAUGAGGCAUGGAGGAUCACAAUACAACCAAAGUGGUUCUUCUGUGCUGCGGGUCCUUCAACCCCAUCACCAACAUGCACCUGAGGAUGUUUGAACUGGCCCGAGAUCAUCUAGAGGAAACAGGCCAGUACAGGGUGGUGAGAGGCAUCAUCUCUCCGGUGGGUGAUGCCUACAAGAAGAAAGGACUGAUUGAGGCCUGCCACCGUCUGGAGAUGGCUCGAUUGGCCACAGAGUACUCAGACUGGAUCACAGUAGAUUCCUGGGAGAGCUUUCAGUCAGAGUGGCUGGAGACGGCAAAAGUUGUUCGGCAUCAUUAUGAGGACCUUCUUGCAGCCGAGGAGAACAACGAUGAUGUGGACACUGUCAAGUACGCAAAAAAGAGACGUAUAGAAGAGAAUAACUUUGAGGGUUCAUCUCAACACAAAAGGAAAGACCUCCCUCAGCUGAUGUUGCUAUGUGGGGCCGAUGUGCUGGAGUCCUUUGGGAUCCCCAAUAUGUGGAAGCAGGAAGACAUUGCUGAGAUCGUGGGCCGCUUUGGUUUGGUCUGCAUCACCCGCAGCGGCAACGACCCCCACAAGUUCAUCCACCAGUCAGACAUGCUGUGGAAGUAUCGCAAGAACAUCCACGUGGUCCGCGAGUGGGUGACCAAUGAGAUCUCGGCCACUCACGUGCGGCGGGCGCUGCGCCGCGGUCGGAGCGUCAGGUACCUGCUGCCGGAGAGCGUGGUUCUCUACAUACAAGAGCACGACCUCUACAGUGCUGAGAGCGAGCAGAAAAAUGCAGACGUGGUGUUGGCGCCCCUUCAGAGAUACACGGGCGCUUCCUCGAGCUGAGGGACGUUGCUGCUGCAGCGGCAAAAAACGGAGCUGUUGACACUAAGUGCUGUGGGUUUACUGUGAAUUCAAAACAAAUUAGACAGUUUAUUUAAGCUUCUGCCAGUGCCUACUUUACAGAAGAGUCUUUUUAGUCAUUGGCGUGUGUGUUUUUAAGGAGAUAAACCUGCACAGGCAUUUUUUAAGUGAAGUAAUUUUAGAGAUUGUUUUACUAAGUGUGUGUGUGUGUGUGUGUGUGCGCGCAACACGCCAUAGUCAGAAAACAAAAUAACUACGCAGCAGUUCACCAGCCUGGAGGUCAUCUAGAUGAAAUAAAUGUGGCAACUAGGGAUUUACAGUUGUGUGUGAGGUAGCCAGUGUGGUAUCGCUUGAAACGUGAUCAGGGACAAAUUGUCUUUCUUAGCUUUACCACCACUUUACCCCACUUGCUUCAGUAAACUCCUCUCAUCUCAUCACACAUCUUGUACCCAUAGCUCCCACACACUCCCUCUGGCAAUAUGCUUUGAAACAUGUUUACUUGGUGUUGCAGAUUUGAUACUCAAAGUGUGAGUUGUAUUCACUGGAAACAAAAUAAACAAACCUCUUUGUUUCCCG